Porites lobata is the source of this 4349-nucleotide messenger RNA. NCBI's taxonomy places the organism in Eukaryota, Metazoa, Cnidaria, Anthozoa, Scleractinia, Poritidae. The record is from the annotation of a GenBank genome assembly.
AUGGAAGUGUUCGGUGUUCUUGUUCCUGUCGGAGCACGUGAGUAUUUGCCUAUUUUCUGGAUUACCUCUUAUUUGAAAUAAUUGAGACUCAUAAACAACUUGCGCAAAUAGCAGAUAUUAUGAAUAAUCUCGUGUAUGAUUUUUUUAAGCGAUCUGUAGUAGCUGUAGAAAGGCGCACAGCAAAAGGGUCCAGAGUAAUUGGCCGUGGCUACAAGGAGGAAACGCGAAUGCGGGACCACGCGAUGAAGAUGAUGCAGUACUGCUGACUAGGUAUCUUUAAUAUAAAUAUUCUUGUUUUUGACAUUAAAAUGCGCAAAAACAGUUAUCCUCAGUUCUUGUCAUAGCUCAAACACAAUUCUGUUGGCGCAAGAUAAGAUCGUGAGAACGCUCGUUCGGGAUUGGCUAGCUUAGCCCUGUUUGCGUUGUAAUAAAAAGCCGACAUGCUUUGUUCCAUCCACCCUCUCGGUACUCUGAAAAUACCCCAAGAACGGGACCAUUAGAGAAACGUAAUUGUUGGUAACAACAUAAAGGAGCAUUUGUAUCCAGGAAAAAAUACCCUAAAAGUUUAAAAAACGAGCCUAAGGGACGGACCAUUAAAGAAACUAAAUUGUUGGUUACAGUAUAAAGGAGUGUUUGUGUAUAGGAAAAAAAUACCGUAAAAGUUCAAAAACGUGAAAAAAGUGUUGUCGAUCACCUUUUCAAUCACUUUAUAUUGUUUGUCCCAAACAGCAUUGCGUUCAGACCUGCAAACCAAAAUGUGGUAGCUUUUAUUUUUUUAUUUGUUUGUUUAAAUGGCACAAUCGCUUUAUUAUCGAUAUGAAAUGCCCUCUAAUAACAAUUUCUGGGUGUAGGCGUGGCCGUCGGGGUGAUUUCAGGCAUUAGAAGAGAUAUGCCUCUUAUAUGCUGCUAAAUUCCAUAACUUGAAGUUUUCGGAGGGAAAUCACCCUAGCUUCCCUUUAGCAGUAGGUCUCUUGCCAGUCGCUUUUCCAUCAUUGUCAUGUGGUAAUGCCUUCUUGUGUCUCAUAUAGGAAGAGCAAAGACAAGGCCUUGGCGGAGAUGCGAGAGAUCCCACCAGACACCCCAACUGUUUCCACACCACUUGGUGACUUCCCUUGGACACCUGGACAAUGGCUCAAACUAGAGUCAGUGGACGAUGACAGCACAGGCGAGGACAUGCAGACUUUUCCAGACCAGACAUUUGAGGUGUACAAUACCGCAAUGGCUCAAAUCGCUGGACUGUCCGAUAUCAAGAUUUUAGAGCCGUUGACCUUUAGGCUGAAAGUGGACUGGGGCACUGCGACAGAGAAAGAAAAGCAGAUGUGCGAAGAGAAAGUUGACGACGCCUGUCGGGCAGUGUGUAAAGUGAUCGCACCAAGCUCUAGCGAGGAGUUGCUGAAAUCGUACGUGAAGCGUGCUUCCAGGUCAGAUAAAGAGGUCGAGGCACUGACGUCAGCCUACAGGCAAGCACCAACCAAGAAUCUGAAAACACAGAUCCUAAGUAUAUAUGCCUUGCGCUAUACGUCACACGAACUGAAGGCAAUGCACGCGCCCUUUGAGAAGCUCAGUGAUCGCCAAAUAAAGAAAGCAAGAACACAUGCAAAAACUGUAGGAGUUGGGCUCGAAGUUGAAAAAGUUCCUCAUUACAGGGUACGCAUUGAUAGGUCGAAACUAGAACACUUUUUGGAUUUUGUUGACCAGCCUUAUUUUUAUCAAGAUGUUUCUUUUGGAACGAGAACAGUUAAGCUGGACUCAGGUCAGCAGAUGGUUAUGCCUAACGUAGUCAGAACUGUAGGGCGUUCAACAAUGAUUGAGCAAUAUCAUCAGUGGUGCACAGAAGAAGACUAUCAGCCUUUAGGCAGGUCCACCUUAUACAGGAUAUUGAAAGUGCGAGAGGCAUCACAGCGCAAGUCACUCCAGGGCUUAGAUAACACGGCAUCAAGUGGAGCAGAAGGCUUUGACACCCUCAAUAAAAUAGUGGAUGACUUGGAGCAGUGUGGUGCACGCCAUAAAUGGUGCGAGGGAUCUCGGGAUAAUCUAAAGGGAGCAAAGCGCUACUUAAAAACGAGCUACCGUGCGCACUGUCGUGAAGACAGCGACAAUCUGUGUGCUGAGCACUGCAGAGAACACGCACUUAGCGAUACGCAGUGCUUAGAGUUCAAGACAUCCUGUACUCAUGAUCAUAUGGAGCUGUGUGAAAGCUGCGACAGUCUCAGGAACACACUGGGCUCUGUUUUGUCUGAGAUUAAAGGUUCACAAGAUGUCCAGUUCUACAGCAGAGACCAGCAAGAAGACAUGUUGUACGAUGCUGCUCAAGCACAGGACAUGGUUCUCCAGUGGAAGGCCCACAUCCUAAGGGCAGAGAAUCAAGAUCGCGCGAAAACUGAUGCCGUUAAUUGCCUUCAGAGUGAUACCAUUCUCAUAGUGAUGGAUUGGGCCAUGAAGUUUAUACAGAUGAAAUACCGCGAGAAACAAUCAGAAUGGUAUGGAAAGCGUGGGAUGAACUGGCAUAUAAGCUGUGUCCUAUCAAAACCAGCAGACAGAGAACAGCUUGAGGUUACUUCUUAUGUGCAUCUCUUUGACAAUUGUGCCCAAGACUCUUACACAGUUUACGCGAUAAUUAAGCAUCUCUUGAAGACUCUGAAAAUCGCCAACCCGCACAUCAGCAAAGCCUUGCUGCGUUCAGAUGGAGCUGGAUGUUAUCACAACAACAACCUGAUUGCUGCUUUGAAUGAGGUUCACGUUCAUACUGGCAUAAGUGUGUUAAGGUAAUUGCUUUAUUGUUUAUAUCUCUUAUUGUACAUCGUAAACAUUUUACUACUCCGAGAUAUCAGCUCAAGGAACAAACAUGCUACAUUCAUAUAUUUCAUAACCUCUGUGCGCUAAGUAGCCACGUGCGUAUUUUUUAUUCUCCAUUGCGUUUCACUGCAGAGAUCAUAAACUCGUCACUCUGGAUACCGAAAUAUGCAUGCGCCGGAUGUGAUUUGUAUAAAAGAAAACGGGAAAGUAAAAUUCAAUUCUUAUCAAGGGGAUGUUUGUUUCGAUACUUUAAGGAUUAAUCAGAUAACAACAACUUCCAGUAAGCGCUUUCACCCUUGAUUUCUAGGUAUGACUUUUCGGAGCCGCAGUUCGGGAAGGAUGUGUGCGACCGCAUCAUCAGCCCCCUGAAGGGCGUGGUCAGACGCUUCUGUAACGAGGGUAAUGAUAUCCUGUCGGCGGCAGACAUGCGUGAAGCGCUCAAGGUCCGACCAGUGAAGGGAUGCACAGCUGCUGUUUGCGAGAUAGAGCGCACUGAUCAAGAAAUCAAGGUAAACCGCAUCCCAAACUUUAGCACCUUUCACAACUUUUCAUAUGAGGGAACUGGGCUGCGAAUGUGGAAAGCCUAUGAUAUUGGAGCUGGAAAACUCGUGCUGUGGUCAGACCUAGACGUCCAAGUUCCCGGUGCAAUAACCUUGAAACCUGCCACCAACCAACUACAGUUCUGGGAUGUUCAACCUAGGUGUGUAAAACUACAAGGAAAGACGAACCAAAGUGUAAAGCUUGACACAGAAACUGCGCUAUUCGAAUGCAACGAAGCCGGCUGCUCACAUUCAUUCGAUAACUAUGAUGCCUUACAGGACCACAUCAACUUUGGCAAUCAUGAUCCCAUCAGCACAAAUCAAGAAAGUGUUUACGACAAGUUGCGUCGCGAGUGGGUUCGGAAAUUCUCAGCAAUGUCAGUAAGUGAGCAGAAACCGAAGCAGCCUACAUCAGCAAAAAGCACUAUGACAGCAACUCAUGCGGAGUCUUCUGAAGCCGGAUGGGCCUUGCAGAAACCGAGGGGUAGUGGGACAAGGUUCUCAGAGAACGUAAAGUUAUAUCUCCAAGCCCGAUUUGACGUCGGAGUACAAACUGGAAGAAAGUCUGAUCCAGUUCAAGUGUCAGCGGAUAUGAGAAGCGCCAAAAACCAAGACGGCACUAGAAAAUUCUCGAGAGACGAGUGGCUGACGAAGAUACAAGUUCAAGCCUUCUUUUCCCGACUUGCUGCAGCGCAGAAGAAACAGGUGACUCAGAGACACGUGGAAAAAGACGACGAAAAUACUCUGCUGGAUGAAGAUCUUGCACACCUGGACCAACAAAACAAAGAUAAGGAUGUUCAAGAGGUGCUGUCGCAAAUAGGACUGGAACAUCCGAUCACAUAUGAUGGCUACGACAUCUGCGAUCUGGUCAAGACUGAGGCAUUGUCGCGCUUUACUGUGAAGGAACUGAGGGUCAUGUGUGACCACUUUGAGCUGCCACGUAAAUCAACGGACAAGAAAGCCGCUCUGAUUAAACACGUUACCGACAUGGUGGAAGAGUGUAGCUGCUCAUAA